Micropterus salmoides (largemouth bass) is the source of this 8316-nucleotide messenger RNA. It is a transcript of the gene tnr, whose product is annotated as tenascin R (restrictin, janusin). The coding region runs from base 908 to 5068 and encodes 1386 amino acids. NCBI's taxonomy places the organism in Eukaryota, Metazoa, Chordata, Actinopteri, Centrarchiformes, Centrarchidae. The transcript is spliced from 32 exons. The record is from RefSeq and is a predicted model, not a curated record. Gene Ontology annotation, molecular function: protein binding.
CAGUGGAUUAUAUGUGAUUGAUUGACUUUAAUCACUCGCACAUUAUUAAAAUAAGUUUAUUUUUCUUACUUCUUCAUAUGGCAGAUUGCUGCGAUGUUUACUUUUCCCACGGUGAGUUUCCUGAAGGUAUGACUGCUGCCAACUCAAAUCCUGGAGCAAAAUGCACAGCACAGCUUCAUGUUCUCUGUAAGUAAAAUUUGAUGUUGAUUCUACGAGCAGCACGGAGAGAAGGCAGCCACUAGAGGCUGCACUAGCAAAGACACAGAUACAUAGAUCAGUAAUGAGAGAGCGAAUGACAGAGGAGUCAGUGGGGAAAGAGCAGAAAAGAGAUGGUGAGAUAGCAGUUCAGUGCAGCAAGUAAGAGUGACAGAGUGAAGAGAUAGCAGGAGCAAGCAUCACUACCAGCUGACAUCCUGAGAGAGAAAGAGAGAGAGAGAGAGCGAGAGCGAGAGCGAGAGAGAGUGGAGCAGCACUCAGCCACGUUGCCCAUCCUCACAUUUCCCUCUGCAGCUGUGUGAGGCAGAGUGAGCAGCGGAGAGGGGAGAGCACAUCUGAGUCUCGCGCGUGGAAACAGCAGGACCACGUACCACUUGGCCGAGAGAUCGAUGCGCUUAUGCCAAGCCACACAGUAAGGGUAAGCGGCCCGUAGGACAUCUAUGCGCUGCCACAGAGAGAGGUAGCGGGCAAGAGAGUAGCCAAAGGGACAGAGAGAGUGAAGAGAGCAAGGGGGGAGAAGAUUACCCGAGGCCAAUUCGAAAGCUUUCAGCUGGUCACUCAGAGCAGCUGCAACCCAGAAGACCAGCACUACAAGGCUCAGCUUAGGUGCUCUCAGGGUGCAGAGUCAGAGAGAGACUGGCAAUAAGAGAAAAGGUGUGAGUGGACAGGAGUAGUGAGGUUUCUUCCCAGCAUGCCACCAGUACAGCAGCAUUACAGGGCCACUGUGCCCACAACAGGCUGGAUCCUGUCUUUGGCGGUGUUUCUUGCUCUUCAGGGUGCUGCUCAUGCUGCUCCAUCAGGAGACAACAAGCUGGUUCGCACCACCAGAGUGAGGAGACAGACCCCAGGGGGGGAUCAGCCCCCUUCCACUUCCUCAGCCAACCAGACCCUGCGGGACCAACCCGUGGUUUUUAACCAUGUCUACAACAUCAAUGUACCCUUGGAGUCUCUGUGCUCUGUCGACCUGGAUGCCUCCGCACCAUCUGACCCAGGUGAUGGUUCUCGUGCUGAGCUGGGGUCAAGACCUUCUGUGGAGGGUCCAAUGGACCCAACCGGACCAACAGAAUACACUGAGCAGACACUGGAUGCUGACAGCCAGGUAACAUUCACUCACCGCAUUAACAUCCCAAAAGCUGCAUGUGGUUGUCCGGCAACAGCCACAAUCCAGCAGCUCGCCACCAGGGUGGAGAUGUUGGAGAGGGAAGUUUCCCUGCUCAGAGCUCAGUGUGGAUCUGGAUGCUGUGGGGAGAGCUCAGCCAUGGGUCGUCUGGACUUUGUCCCAGGCUGCAGUGGCCACGGCAGCUUCAGCUUUGACCUGUGUGGCUGCAUCUGUGAGGAAGGCUGGACCGGCAAAAACUGCUCCGAGCCUCGCUGCCAGGAUGACUGCUCCGGCCAGGGGGUGUGCGUGGAAGGGGAGUGCGUGUGUGACCGUGACUUUGGUGGUGAGAACUGUUCAGAGCCCCGGUGCCCUUCAGACUGCUCGGGCCGCGGGUUGUGUAUCGACGGGGAGUGUGUGUGCGAGGAGUCCUUCACUGGCGAGGACUGCAUGGUUGGCAGGUGUCUCAACGACUGCUCGGACCAGGGGCUGUGCAUCAAUGGGACGUGCCAGUGCCGGCCUGGGUAUGUGGGGGAGGACUGUUCGCUGGUCUACUGUGCCAACAACUGUAGCAAGAAGGGAGUCUGCAAGGAUGGAUUCUGCGCCUGCCAGGAUGGCUUUGCUGGAGAUGAUUGCAACUCUGUGGCACCAGCCAUGAACCUGAAGGUGCGUGGCGUGACUGAUCGCAUUAUUGAGCUGGAGUGGGAUGGGUCAGUUGUGCUCACAGAUUUCUUAGUGACCUACACACCAAGCAGCACUGGAGGUGUUCAACUAGAGAUAAGGAUUCCAGGCAAUAUCACCACCUGCACUAUCUCAGGCCUGGAGGCAGGCGUUGAGUACAACAUCAACGUGUUCGCUGUCAUUAACAACAGUAUCAGCGUCCCUGCCAGCAUUACUGUAUCAACCUAUCUCUCCAAUCCAGAUGGUUUAGUCUUUAAAUCCAUCACAGAGACAUCAGUGGAGGUCCAGUGGCAACCAUUCUACUAUUCCUUCGAUGGAUGGGAGAUCAGUUUCAUCCCCAAGGACAAUGAUGGAGGGAUGACUGCACAGCUGCCCAGCACCAUCACUUCCUUUGUGCAAACUGGUUUAAGACCAGGGGAGGAGUAUACUGUUAACCUGGUGGCACUCCGAGACCAGGGUCGAAGCCAGCCAGUCACUGCUACUGUCACAACAUUGAUUGAUGGCCCCACACAGCUGAUUGUGCGGGAUGUGUCAGACACCGUAGCGUUUGUGGAGUGGAUACCACCAAAAGCAAAGAUUGAUCAGAUUGUGUUGCGUUACGGCCUGGUGGGAGGAGAGGGUCCACGGACCACCUUCCGCCUCCAGCCCACUCUCAGCCAGUACUCCCUGCAGGUUCUGCGUCCUGGCUCACGUUACGAGGUGUCUGUGAGCGGUGUGAGGAAGGGAAAUGAGAGCGGAUCUAUUUCCACUGAAUUUACUACCGCUUUAUCGUUCUUCUCAGAGAUCGAUGCUCCCAAGAACUUGCGGCUCGUGUCCAUGACCUCCACCACCCUGGAGCUUGAAUGGGAUAACAGUGAGGCUGAGGUGGAGGGCUACCAGGUGGUGUACAGCACUUUAGCAGGAGACCAGUAUGAUAAAGUCAUUGUGCCACGCAAUGAGGGAACUACCACUAAGACAACUCUCACAGACCUGCUGCCAGGCACGGAGUACGGCAUCGGCAUUUCUGCCAUGAAGGGUAGCAACCAAAGUACACCAGCAACAAUGAACGCCAGGACAGACUUGGAUGUGCCCUUGGAUCUAACUGUGACGGCUUCCACAGACAACACCAUCACUCUGGUGUGGGGCGUGGUCCAGGGCCCCAUCGACCAUUACAAGAUCACCUACACAUCCUCCUCUGGCGUCACUAGUGAGCUGACAGUGCCUAAAGAUGUAACCACCACCACUCUUACGGACCUUGAGCCUGGGACUGAGUACACCAUCACUGUAGCAGCAAGAAGAGGAAGACAGCAGAGCACUGCAGCUACCAUAGACGCCUUCACAGGAAUCAGGCCCGUAACUCACCUCUACUUGUCAGAGGUGACUUCAGACUCUGUGUCGGUGGCCUGGAGUGCCCCAGCACCGCCUGCUGACCUCUUCAUCUUGAGCUACAGCUCUGACGACGGGACCGACACCUCUAAGGUGACACUGGACGGCUCCAAGACAAGGUCACUGGUCCAGGGACUGCUGCCGUCCACUCCGUACACCAUCAGCCUAAUCACAAUACAGGGGGAUGUUACCUCUGAGGCCAUUACGGCAUCACUCACUACAGGUAUGGACCCACCAAAAGAGAUGGCGGUGUCGGAUGUGACCGAAGACGCAGUGACUAUCUCUUGGAUCAAACCACUGGCUCCGUUUGAAUACUAUAAGCUGUCCUACCAGUCAGCCAGAGGUCGAGUGGACAGCGUGGUGAUUGACAGCGAUGUCACCAACUACACCUUGUCCAGUCUGUUUCCUGCGACAGAAUACGAGAUCAGCCUCAACGCUGUCAGAGGGAGUCAGGAGAGCAAAGUUGUCACCACCUCUGUAUUCACAGCGAUGGACAUGCCUUCAGAGUUGACGGCUCUGAACAUCACUCCACAAGGAGCCCUGCUGAGGUGGAAUCCCCCUCUUUCCAAUGUCGACAACUUUGUGCUGACCCUCACACACAACCAGGUGACGGCUGAUACUUUCCUUGUGGAAGGCAACAAGCAGGAGCACCAGCUGUCAAACCUUAAGCCAAGCACCACCUACUCUGUGGCCCUCUAUGCCACCAAAGGACCCCUCACCAGCGGCACCGUCAUCACUAACCUUCAAACACCCAUGGACGCGCCCCUGAACCUUACAGCCAGUGAGGUGAAUCAUCGCAGCGCUCUCAUCUCCUGGCAGCCGCCAAUCGCAGAAAUUGACAACUACAUGCUCACCUACAAGUCAGCUGACGGCAGCCGAAAAGAGCUGAUCCUAGAUGCAGAGGACACAUGGAUUCGACUGGAGGGAUUGGCUGAGACCACGGAGUACACAGUCAAGCUCCAGGCUGCAAGAGGACUUGACACCAGCGCUGUUGUCUCCACUACCUUCACCACAGGGAGUCGUCUGUUUGCAACACCUCAAAAUUGUGCCCAACACCUGCUGAAUGGAGAGACGCUGAGCGGCGUCUACACCAUUUACAUCAACAGAGACCCCAGCCAGGGUGUGCAGGUGUACUGUGACAUGACCACUGAUGAAGGGGGCUGGAUUGUCUUCCAGCGUCGUCAGAAUGGCCUGACAGACUUCUCCAGGAAGUGGAGUGACUAUCGGGUCGGCUUUGGAAACCUGGAGGAUGAAUUCUGGCUUGGCCUGGACAACAUCCAGAGGAUUGCUGCUCAGGGCCGUUAUGAGCUGAGAAUUGACAUGAAGGACGGACAGGAGUCUGUCUACGCAAAUUAUGACAAAUUCUCCAUUGGAGAUGCGAGAAACCUGUACAAGCUGAGGAUAGGAGAAUACAAUGGCACCGCUGGUGACUCUCUGAGCUACCACCAGGGCCGUCCCUUCUCUACAAAAGACAGAGACAAUGACAUCGCAGUCACUAACUGUGCCUUGUCUUACAAAGGAGCCUGGUGGUACAAGAACUGCCACCGGGCCAACCUCAAUGGCAAAUACGGCGAGUCCAGACACAGUCAGGGUAUUAACUGGUACCACUGGAAAGGCCACGAGUUCUCUAUUCCUUUUGUGGAGAUGAAGAUGAGGCCGUUCAACUUCCGUAGCAUCAGCAGCAAGAGGAGGCGGUCUGCGCCUGAAUAAACAAACCGCCUUCACCCAGCCCAGAGUCAAGGAUAAACGGAGUUUGGACAAUGUUUAGUGACGAGUUUCUUCUAUCUGUGUGCUUCGCUCAUGUGCUAUUUAAUGCCUUUUAGUGAGGCUGCAAAGAAAAAAAGUGGGUUAUGACAAAAAGCUACUAAUAUUUUAUUAAUAUUCAGUUGUAAAAUAAUAAAACACAUUAUUAUUAAUACACCACCAACAAUCAGAAACUGUUAUAACCAUGGAUGAGAUCAUGAAAUAGCAGAGAGGGUGAAACAAUGUCCGAACUCUGUUUAUAUCUGCUCUUUCCCAGCUUUAGCUGUCUUUCCCUGCUGUAAUUCUACCCAGACGAUAGAGGACACUGUAUGUAAUUUAUUAAAUACUUUGAAUGACAAUGGUUCUAUUUGCUGUAAAAUGGAAAGGCAAACAAAGAAGCUUUUUUUUCUCCUUUAAGUCCAAUUUGCCUUUCCCUGGGAUAAGAGGAAAUGUGCUCAGAAAUACUCAGAAAGAGUGCGAGAGCUAGCGUGAUUUUAACCGUUAAGAAAUAAUAACACUUUUAACGAAAAAUAUACUGUAUAUGCCCUUAAAACCCUUAACUGUAAGAUAUAUAUAUUUUUAUAACUGAUAUUGUGACAGAAGUCCAUCUAUUUAAUAUGAUUUGAUGCCUAUAUGAAGUUAAUGAUAAAACCUUGAGGACAAAUUCUGGACAUAAGAGAUAAAAUUAACAUCAAAAAGCAAAAUCAUCAUUCACAAAGCAGUGCACCAGCAACAGCUUCAUUACCACCUAGUUUAUUUAUUUUAUUUCUCUCUCUUUCUGUGUUACUGUUAAUUACAAUAUCCUUUGUGUUAAAUAUUAAAGCCGUAUGAAAUAUUCAAUAUUAAACUUUAUUAUUAUUGGUAGCCACACUGAGACAGUAUUUUGCACUACGAGUGGGAACACAGCAAAGCUAUUGUUGUUUAAUCAAUUCAAAUUAUUUUUUUAGUUGUUCAUGGGCAUUUAAUAUUAUUUCCUGGACUUUAUUUUCAAGCAAAUUGCAAACACUUAAGUGAUUGCUUGCAGAGAUGGUGCAGAUAAGUGUAACAUGUAACCAAAGAUCUGCAUAAUAAAGACUCGGCCCACUGUUUGGAAAGGUGCCCGUCAGUUCUGUCACCAAAGUCACUGAAGCAGCUUUUUUCAUGUAUUAAUAGAGUCUCACUUUUCAGGGACUUUUAUGGUAAUCAUGUCCCCAGGUGAUAUUUUAUGCAAUGUGAACACUAAAUUCUAUGCAAAAGAAAGUCGUGGUGGGCAUGGUGCAGAUUUUAGCCUUGCCUAUUAGCUGAAAUGAACUUAAAGAAAGCGGAACAGUAGGUGGAGUGGAGCCAAGUCUUUCUUCUGAGCCUUUCUUGUACUUGCUUCGCUAUUUAAGCUCCCCAGUGAAACAACAAAAUCAGCAAACAUGGCAGAGAAUGCAUUGUUUUAGUAGGACCAGCGUAAGCCGCAGCAUGCCCACCAAGCAUUUUGUUCUAUUCAGUGUUCACACUGUUGCACAAAGGGUUGAGUGCCAGUGCGUUGACUGCAGUUUUCUGGAGCCAGAAAACUGCGGUUUCCUCCCUCCUCUCAUCUCUGUGGAGUUUGAAGACAAACCACACACAACUAGCUAAAUCUUCUCUCUGGCUUCAUACUUUAAAAAUAAACACAAGUUGUUGUCCAAUAUAAUCCUUGGAAAUCAGUGUCACCAUCGCUGCAAGCAGCAUUUUAUAUUCAAUAAUCAAAAUAUUAACAGCUGGAAAUCUCAUUCUGGUACUUCUGUCAGUUUCUUUAAUUCUCUCACUGAAGCAAACCAGGAAGUCUGGCUUGUAUCAUAUGCGUAUAUUUUUCAUUUGUGUUCUUUGUCCUUUUUAGACUUGAAAACAAUGGUGACUCUCCCCUCUAUAAACUACAACUUAUAUACUCAUGUAGCUAUAGAGUUGAAGAUAAUGUGACUUUUGGUGUGUUCUCCCUUUAGAUGCAAACUAAUUCAGAAAGCCCUCUGAAACACUUCCCCUUUUAACCACUGUAUUUUUAACCAUGGUUGUGUUAAUGGGUGGAUGGAGCCUACUGCAUGUUGACUUAAAUUGCAACCAAGAGCCUGAUAAUUAGUAACAAAUGUCACUGGAGUACAUGUUCUAAUCUGAUUUGUAGUGACACAUUUCUUUGCUGGUCUGGGUAAAAGGUGCUCUUGAAAUGGUUUUUAAAAAGGUAGAAUAAAAACAAUAUUUAUAAGAAGCUGUUUCAUCACGCAACCUUUCCCAGGUCUGAUUAAUGUUUCAGUGUCAAAGUGACUGUUUCAGAGCCUUUCAUGCAAUCCAUCUCCCAUAGUGAUUUAUAGUAGAGUAGGGAACUCUUUAUGUACUUAUUUUAUUAACUACUUGGAUGAAGUUUGCCUCGGUGCAGUUUUGUACAUGGAACGAAGGUCAUGAAGCUUUGCAGAAAAGAAAAAAGAAUGUUAUUUGUAUUGUGACGGUUUUCUCUCAUGGCAAACCGUGAGGUGCUCUUAAAUAUUUCAAGAGGAAAGCUGAUAUAUAUUUAAGUUCAUUUUAAAUAUUUUUUCCCAUCUGUAAUCAUUUUAAGCUUUUUCUGUCAAUCAAUGAGAAAACCACAAAAAGGAAAUUGUUUAAGUUGCUGUGGAAAAGCCUAUGUCUCACCUUUCAUUUCAAGUUAAUCAUCUAUGUAUUUAUUUUUUCUCUUUCCAUUUGUUCAAAAACUUCUAUUGCUUGUCACAAGCACGUUACAUUAAUCCAUUAGUGUAAUUGAAAGCUUAGUAAUAUUAGGCUACUCUUCAUUGAGAGCUUUCAGGAAAACAAAUUAUUUGAAAUUGAGAAAAUGCAACCCUCAUGGAAAAAAACAUGCCUGAAAUUAUUUUCUUGAUAUUAUAAAUAAUUUGAUGUCAUUCCCUUUAGCAUAAAAUAUGAGCAAGUAGUUUGUUCCCAUCAUUUAAAGCCAACUGAUCAAGUAUUUUAUCAUCUUUGGAGGGUAGGGAGAUGUUAAAUUGUACGUUUUGAUCAUGUAAAAUGUCAUCUCUUCAGCUACUGAAUAACAUCAGGUUUGAAAAGAGCAUCUCCAUUAUUUACACUUAAAACUCUCAGUCACUGGGAAUACACUCACACUGAUCAUUGUUUGCUUCUACCAAGCUUCUCACUGGACAGGAAACCUGUUCCCCCUUAUUUAUUUCACUGCUAUUUAUUUUCCAAUUACUUUGUGAAAUUGUAAAAAAAAAAAAAAAAAAAAAAAA